Molecule: messenger RNA, 1755 nt
Organism: Drosophila erecta
Lineage: Eukaryota; Metazoa; Arthropoda; Insecta; Diptera; Drosophilidae
Gene: Dic1
Product: mitochondrial dicarboxylate carrier
Exons: 4
Coding region: 687-1529 (280 amino acids)
Biological process (GO): oxaloacetate transport; malate transmembrane transport; phosphate ion transmembrane transport
Molecular function (GO): thiosulfate transmembrane transporter activity; oxaloacetate transmembrane transporter activity; sulfate transmembrane transporter activity
Source: RefSeq, a predicted model, not a curated record
AAAACACUUCCGAAUUGCCCGCCUUGACCGCGCGAUAAAGAGCAGACCUUAUUCGAAUUCGGAGCGCAUUGUCACACUUAAAAAAAUAUAUAUAUAUGUAUAUAUAAAAUCUUUCAAAUUGCAAAUCAAAGUUAUGUAAAAUGGCGUAAAACAUUUUACGGAAUUUUUUCUUACAAAAAAGCAUUUAUAGCAUUUCGGAUAUUGGUAGUGCUCAACCAUUUCUUCGAGUGUGUGGUCGGACUGUUGCCGGCAGUUGUGUGGGAUCUGGCGCGCUGACGACUGCGGCGACGAUCAGUCCGCUUUCGGUGCUCAAGCGUUGCGUUUCGUUUGCCUCCAGCAGCAGCAGCAGCAAAACCCUGACCAAUCCCAUUUCCCGAAGCCCAGACCAGUUUGUGUGGACGACGAUGACGUGCUGAGGUCGCUCUCUCUUUCCCUCUCUCUCUCUCUCUAUCUGGCUCUCCCCCUCUAACGCGCUCUUCUGGUGCGCCAAAAAUUAUAAAACUAUUAAAUAGUUUUCUUCGCGGAAAGCAGACCAACAAACCCGGAAAAUCAGUGGCAGCGUUUUCUUGUUCAAGCCCCACCGACAUGACAUAACACUGAAAAUGCCGCCCAUCGCAAGAGAUACGACUUAGCCGCCCUUUUACAUUUGCAAUAGGUAAAGGUAGAUAUCUAAGGAUUCACGCGAAAUGUCUCAACGAGAGAGGAAACCGAUGUGGUUCUUUGGCGGAUUGGCGAGCGUGGGUGCCGCCAUGGUGACCCAUCCACUCGACCUCAUCAAGGUCACGCUGCAGACGCAACAGGGUCACCUGUCAGUGGCCCAGUUGAUCCCGAAACUCGCCCGCGAACGAGGAGUACUCGUCUUCUACAACGGCCUGUCUGCCUCAAUGUUGCGCCAAUUGACCUACUCCACUGCGAGAUUCGGUGUGUACGAGGCCGGAAAGGCCUACGUCAAUACGGACACCUUUGGCGGCAAGGUGGCCCUCGCAGGGGCAUCCGGUCUUAUCGGAGGAAUUGUGGGAACUCCGGCGGACAUGGUCAACGUGCGCAUGCAGAACGACGUAAAAUUGCCGCCGCAACAACGACGCAACUACAAUAAUGCCUUCGACGGACUGAUUAGGGUCUACCGCCAGGAGGGAUUCAAGCGACUCUUCUCUGGCGCCACCACAGCGACUGCCCGUGGGGUCCUGAUGACGAUCGGCCAGAUUGCAUUCUACGACCAAACGAAGGUCUACCUGCUGGCCACGCCGUAUUUCCACGACAACCUGGUCACGCACUUCACCGCCUCCCUGGUGGCCGGAACAAUAGCCACCACUCUGACCCAGCCAUUGGAUGUGCUCAAGACUCGAUCCAUGAACGCGAAACCCGGAGAGUUCAAUGGCCUGUGGGACAUCGUCAAGCACACGGCCAAACUGGGUCCCCUCGGUUUCUUCAAGGGCUAUGUGCCGGCAUUUGUGCGUCUGGGUCCACACACGAUCAUCACCUUCGUGUUCCUGGAGCAACUGCGUCUCAAUUUUGGCACCUUGAGUUAGCCGCUAUGUUAAUCGAUCCCUCACCUAGGCAAUAGUUCUCCCAUGGCUGGCUGGCAGAUUCCCUUGAUCAAUGCAAACAUUCCAGCAGCAAUUCGUUCUCCACAGUGUAGAACAUAACUUAGCUUUAACCCGUUCCAGUUGUUAACCAAGAUGCUUUUAUGCUAGCAAACUAUUUGUUUAAAGUGUUUCAUGCCCGCUAUCCCGAAAUAAAUCAUUUUUGAUAAGA